AUGGCCGUGCUUGCCCAACGCCUUGGGUUUGACUCGCCGCAUAUACAGACUCUGAUCCAGCGGUCGCCCGAUCGACAGAUGGCGCGCGACAUACUCCUUAAAGCCCGAAAAACGGAUCGUUACCAAUACCCAGAAGAUAUAUUUGAGUCUCUUGUGACUCGAAUCUGUGAGUGUUUCACGGAGGCGGUUCCCCUCGAUCACCCAACUUCCUUUGAACCGGCUAUGGCCAGAGAGGUAAAACUCAAUGAGCGGUAUGGACUCCCCCACCAAAACGCUCAGAGACAGGAUGCUCGAUUACUCUUCCUCGACGAAUUGCAUGCCGACAAUGUACCGCUCGAUAGAAAAGUCACUACUUUGUUCGUGAGACGAUGUUUCUACUUUGCCUUCUUUGGCCAGCUGCCGGAGACUACACCACUGAGCCCAGCCCGGACAAGCUCUCCCUCUUCAGACGGCUCCCUGCCUCACUCGCCACUUUUUGUCCCGGAUGACAGAGUACUUGCACCGGAGCCCCCGGUUGUUUCAGCAACCCAGAGACGCCGUGAAGACCUGAUUGAUGGUCAGAGUCAUCGCGAGGCUGCACGGCAAGACCGAAGACGGCGGAAGCAGGAGGCAAAGGAGCGUAGACGACAAGAGAGACGAAGGCGACGGGGGCUGCGACGAUCAAGUCGUCCGCAUGAUUAUCCUCCGAGGAUCCAAGAUACUGAUGACUAUGACAUGGAUGGGACCCCCGAACCGCCCGUCGUCCAUCCAGAGGAGCCAGAGAGCAUGGAAGGUGAACGAACCAAUAUGGAAGUUGACAGCCCAGUCGUUCCUACCAACCACGACCAGAAUGAUCGCGAAGUUUUUAACGGCUUCGACAGUGACCCAGAGCGUGCUUCGACUGCAACUCACGUUCAGUUCGGUGAGGAAUUGGAAGUGGCUCCUAAUAGGGCAGAUCGAGCCCUUACUGGCGCUGUUGAGAGAACGUCUACCGGGGAGGCUCCAGCCCCGCCAGCAACUGACGCUACAGGGGAUUUGGAGAUGGAGCUGCAGCAUGAGCUUGACCGCUUGGAGCGAGAUGCGGCGGAAACAGCAAAGGACGCUGAGCAGGGAAAUCGAGGGGCAGAAAACCCCGCCACUGAACGUGCCAUAUCUGUUAGACGAAGCAUGACGGAUGUUGAAGACGCGCUAGAAGAGGGCACUGUGCAUUCGGCCACCGCGCGUUCGAAGGACCAAGCGGAGGCUCGUCAAGAGUUGUUGGAUGAUACGGUGGUCCAAGGGGCUGAGCGCCAGGACAUGGGCAGCAUUGCCUCCACAGACAGAUCAGCUACGCAGGCCUUGAACAAGAAGGCAAUGACGAAAAAGGAUAAGCGGCAGGGAGGGGUUGCGAAAUGGGCACCGUACAUAAAUCGGAGCGGUAGGGCAGGUCGAGGCCAACGGGUUACACGAGUCGACUUCACGGAGGUAGAGCUGAGCUCGAACCAACGGUCUCCUUCGAAUGUAUUGCAGCCGGCAAUUGAAGACCAUACGGAAAACGAACUGAUUCGACCGGAGGACAGGCUCCUCGACUCCGAAGGUCCAGGCCGCAGUGAAGUCUUACCGACAACUCCUGGUUCAAAUACAGUCCCUGAUAUCAUGAUCCAUUCCAUAGUUGAGCAAGCGGACACACCAGCUGCACCGGUCGAGUCUGAGGUUGUGGAAUCACGGCAAAACUACUCUGACGAAGGUAGAGUCAAGGAGCCAGCGGACUUGGUCAUGGUCGAAGCUGCAAGUCAACCGCUGAAGGUGUCGAGGAAGAAGUCAGCCCAAAUCAAGGGCCAAGGUCAACGGACAGAUCCAAAAUGGGCGCCCUAUGACGCGACCAGGAGAGACAAUCGAAAACGAGAGGAAAGGCACACACCAGAACGGGAACCACAAGGGCGGCAGCAUACAAGGCCAGUCACACAGAUUAUCUUCAGCGGGCUGGAGCUACCUCCGUCACAGCAGCCACCAGAAAGCGAAGCGAGCACAGAGCACGGACUGUUGCAUCGGGAAGCGACCAUUCCGGGCCACUCGCACACCUCUAAUGACCUAGAUGUACCUGCCGUCGCCCGGGAACAGUUGACUUCUGGAGAGUUACAGGGUCAGGUAGCUGGGACGGUGGACAAGAAAGCGCGACAGGAUCGAGGCCCGUUGGCCGAGUCGUCUGGUCCCGUUCCGCAUCAGGAUGCACAGGAAUCCCGAGCCGAGAAGGUGGUAACUCGGAUUAAUUUCGAGGACUGGGCCAAGACCAUGGCCCAGGAGGAACACGAAGCCAGUUCAAUGCCAGCGCCGGAGCCCUCGAUCACCACAGAGCCGAGAGCAGAGACUGCGUCUCCUAAUGACCAGCCUACAACUGUGAUGGCGGAGUCGAGUCAGGCUGCGACGGCUCGAAGCGCCAGAAAAAUUCUCAAGCCUCACAUCGUCGUCCGACCCGCCCGGGAGGUCCGCAGAGCACCAUCGGCGCCCAAUCCCAAUUCACAAGCUGUCAUGAUCACCUUCCGAGCUCCGGGGGACGAUGGGGGAUGGAAGACAGUCCAUGAACUCCAGGUUAACCCAUCAGACCCGUCCGAGGUGGAACGGGUAGCGCGAAAGGAUGCGAGGAACCAAAAUGCCACUUUUUAUGACAAGGAUCUACGCAAGCUAACGCCAGCGCAGUGUUUCGAGGCCGCGAUUGAGGACGAAACCAAUACAAUUUUCAUGGAAUUCGAUGGGGAGCUCGUCGUGGAUGAAGAAACAAUGGCGUCUAUUGCACGGGAUAUUGAACUUUGA
Aspergillus fischeri NRRL 181 is the source of this 2769-nucleotide messenger RNA. RefSeq lists its product as uncharacterized. Bases 1 to 2769 code for a protein of 922 amino acids. The record is from RefSeq and is a predicted model, not a curated record. NCBI's taxonomy places the organism in Eukaryota, Fungi, Ascomycota, Eurotiomycetes, Eurotiales, Aspergillaceae. The transcript has a single exon.